Mucor mucedo is the source of this 4399-nucleotide messenger RNA. RefSeq names its product male sterility protein-domain-containing protein. The record is from RefSeq and is a predicted model, not a curated record. The transcript has 13 exons. Gene Ontology annotation, cellular component: mitochondrial membrane. Lineage: Eukaryota; Fungi; Mucoromycota; Mucoromycetes; Mucorales; Mucoraceae. The coding region runs from base 151 to 4260 and encodes 1369 amino acids.
CUUUACGAACCUUGGGUGAAGAAGGUUAUUGUGGGAAAGUCCGACAAGCUUUUUCUUCUGCAUUUAUUACAUUGUUUAUUUCGUUUUAUUCGAAAUAUUCUUUUUUUACUUUAAUAUUUAAAUACUAUAAUUUUUUCACUGAUCAAGGAGAUGAAUGACCAAGUUGCAGAUUACUACCGACAUAAAACUAUUCUCAUUACAGGCGCUACAGGGUUUGUGGGAAAGGCCAUCCUAUGGAAUCUAUUAAAAGUAGCAGGAAAGGAUAUUGAGAAGGUGUAUGUACUCAUUAGACCAAAAAGAAUCUCGGCCGGUACUCCAUCUCAACGCAUUCUUGACGAAAUUAUCAAUACUCCAGCUUUUAACAAGUUGGUGGUAAAUUAUUUCGAUAAUGAUCGAGAAGCUCUUAGAAGAAAACUAGUGCCAAUUUCUUAUGAUUUAUCUCUUUCUCACAUGGGAUUAUCUAUGGAGGAUAGUGUUCAGAUGAAAGACACAAACAUUGUUAUUCAUUGUGCCUCGACUUCAGAAUACGAAAAUUCAUUAGAGUGGAACUUGGAGACAAACGUAUUGGGAACGAUUCGAUUGAUGGAUUAUCUGGACGGUUGCUUAGAUAUAUGUUCGUUUGUUCAUUUAUCACCUACGCAUAUUUAUCAAGAUUUACCUGAUGGAUGCAUAGAAGGAAAGAUCAUGGAACACGUCUAUGACUGUGGUUUUGGAGACCCAGAGGAUUUUCUCAAGGAACUUCUGGCCGCAGAUGAAAAAGAAUCUGCAAUUCUUGUAAAACGUAUUUUACAGAAAUAUUCUACACUCCAUUUAUUUACAAAGGCGCUUAUCGAACACUUAAUCUUGAGAAGAAUAGAACAAGUUAGGAGAGAUGAAAGGGACGGUGGUAAAGAACCAUACCCAUUUGCCAUAUUCAGAUCAAAUUAUAUUGGUCCCAGUGCCGUAGAACCGAUGCCAGGAUGGACGUGCGGUAUGUCCAGUGUUUCGACUUGGUUAGCGCUAUACGGAUAUUCAGUUCCCAUCAUUCAACCUGAUCAGGGCAAAAGGCCAGCUAAUGUGAUUCCUGUUGAUUAUGUUUCUCAUAGUAUUGUACAAUCGAUUCCUUUCAUCACAUAUCCCGGCAACGAUUUUGUUCUACCACUUGCAGACCUAGUCAAUAGCAUUUCGACCCCGAAAAUGCCGCCCACAUCCAAUAGAAACUCACUCUCUUCAACUGAAGAUAGUAUCAACUCCAAUACAAAAUACUUUCCUUACAUUUUUAAUAUAUCCUCUCCCAAUACUCCAAUCACCUGGUAUCAGGCAUACACAGCUAUACAAGAUUACUGGACUCGACCUAACAAUGCUAUCCUAUCAAAUCAAAGAUUACCCGAUGCAGAUAGUUAUUUCUCUGCCAACAAGACUCUGUCUAAGGCAAGAUUUCUGAUGCGAUAUUACUUCAGAUCCACACCAAAUACCACCCCACAAAAUGUACAACAAAUCCCUUUUAAUAAACGUGAAAGCAACAGUCAUCUCAACAAUGCACCUCACAACGGAAAGAACGAAAUCUUACAAGAUCAACAAAAAUGGAUGGAGCUGGCCUCCAACAUCCGUAAUAAUCUAGCAAAACAAAAUAGACAUCCAUGGUCCUACAGCUCUACCAAAUUCAACGAACUAGGACUCACUGACAAUGGAUUGAAAGAUUUAGACUGGUAUAAUUAUUUUAUGCAGAGUUGUUAUGGAGUUCAAGUUUAUAUCAUGCACAGUGGACCCCAUAUGAGAACAAGUGUAUUACCAAAGAACAAAGACUGUGCUUUAUAUUCUGCCAUCAAAUCAGGUAAUACAUCCAUCAUUGAUGCACCUUUCCGUAGUGUCAUCUAUACAGAAGAAGAAAUGAAGCAGAGAAUACAGCACAUGAUUGAUAUCACGGUUUCAUCACUCCGAAACCCAACAUUAUCAAUCCAGAAUGAAAAAAACUGGAAGCCAGAAUGGAUUGAAUAUUUAAACGAUACGCUAGAGGACUGGUGUGAUGAAAGUUCUGUGGAGACCUUGGAGAUUAAAUCGAAAAAGAAGGAAAUCGAACAAAAAUGGAAACUAAGAGUGGAUGAAAACAGCGAGAUGACAAAAUUGGCUGUAUUAAACGAUCCUGGUGUCGGUGAUGCUAUCAGUGAGCUUUCUAAAAGGUCCGGUAUGCGUGCUGAAACAGUCAUGGAUGAAGCCAUUAAAACAUUGGCCAGAAUACAAGAAAGAACACAGCUAUCGUAUGCUUGGUUUGCUGCUUCAUUUUUACAUAAACUUUUAAAAAGUAUGUUUAGUGGCAUUUACAUUGACAAAAACGAGCUCGAAAUGAUUCGAAAUGCGGUACAAGGAGGUAAAAGAGUUGUUUAUGUGCCUGUCUCCAAGACCGCGUUAGAUCCAGUCCUUGUUUGGUUCCUGACAAUUCGAUAUGACUUGCCUAUUCCGGCAUUAAUCUUGGAUGAGGCUUUAGCCAUUUUAGGCCCCUUUUCUGAUCUGUUACGACUUGCUGGUGCAGUGUUUAUCAAGCGCGAUUCUAAUUCUCGAUCCAAGUUGGCUACGGCCGUCACAUCCGCCUAUUUACAAUUUUUGAUGCGCGAAAGAGGAGCUUUGACCGUCAUUUUAGAUCAAGUGCGUUCAAGAACUGGUAUCUUUCAGGAUCCAUUUAAUGAUGGUCUAAUCAGCAUGAUUAUUAAGGAUGAAGAGCAGGAUAUUAUCUUUGUGCCCAUCAAUAUCACUUAUGAGGAAGUGCCAGAUAUUUCAUUACUCAUUGCACAAGAUUUGAAAUCUAGAAAGAAGCACAGUACGCCUACAAACGGCAUCCAAAGAUCCAAGACGACUUCGAAUCGAAUGUCCACACCUACAAAAGUAUCGAGACCAAGCGAUAGUAGAUCUCAAAGGGUACGUAGCCGUAGCUUAGGAAACGGUCUGCAAGAAGAAAAAGGAAAUGGCGGGCCGAUAAAAGUCACUCAUUGUGGCAGGUUACUUGUCGGUGUUGGGAACCCUAUCUCUCUAAAACACGACAUCAAGAAAGUAGAUGACACGCCCUUGUUUCAAACAGUAACGAAUAUGAUUCAGAAAGAGCAAAAGCGAUCUAUCUCUGUUAGUCCAAUUUCAUUAAUUGCGGCUAUAUUACUUUACAGUAGAGUUAAAGGCAACUGCAUUGACAUGGAUACUUUGAAGGAGCAUCUGGGGUAUUUAUCAUCAAUGACCAAAGAACAAGGCAUGUCCAUGGAUUGGCAAGAUUUCGAAGACAGCGAGACGAUCAUUUUUUAUAAUAUCCGACUAUUAGAAAAGAACUCGAAUAUUGUUACGAUCGACGAACGAUAUCACAAUGGGACAUUAUUUCGUAUUUGCACUCGCUCUGAAAGCAUACUUCAGCUAGCCUAUUAUGCAAAUCAGCUUCGUGAGAUCUUUGUACUGGAUUCCAUUUUCGCCGCCACUUACCUUUCAUUUGGCACAAGAGUUAAGGUUAUUGAGAGCGUAUUUAUUGAACGAUUUCAUUUCUUGGCGACCUUAUUUCAGCACCACUUUAAUACAUUGUGGAACAUUGAACAGGAGUAUGCCAAGCUAAAAGAAAAGUAUCGGGCAUUCUUAUGUCCUACUACAGACAAUAAUCCAGGCAUGAUGCAACGUCUGGUUCUAGAUGGCGAACAAAAGACUCUUUUUGCCCAAUUGAAUUUAUUGGCCUCAUUUGUUUAUCCGAUUAUAGACUCGUUUUGGGUUACACUGUGCGCCCUGUCCGCCCUAAAUGAUGUCAAGGCAUUACCGCUUUCGCUCGUACCGACUUUGUCCCAAUGGAUCGGCAUGCAUUUGAUAAGCGGAAGAAGAACCAUCUACAGUGAGGUGCUAUCCACAGAGUAUAGUCAGUGUACAUUACAGUCUCUGGUGCAAUUAGGUUUACUCGACAGAAAAUCAGCGAAACUGGUUUUAUCACCUGACGCACAAAUGCUAAUGCAAGCGUUAGGAUUAUCUACAAAUGACGAUUUAAUCUUGCAGGUUCAAGAAAAGUCCGAGAAUGAAGAAUCAUUGGAUUCAAUAGCACAGUUAUGUCAAAAGAUUGAGCAAGUUCGAAUUAAACAAGAAGAUACUGCAAUUUCUGUGCACAUUUACGAGAAAUGUCAAAACCAAAUUCGUAGCUUAGCAAAGACAACGGACGGGAAUAAUUCCUUCUCGAAAAGACAAGGAGCCAUUGUAGCUGAAAAGAAGGAGGAAGCCAUGAUUCAACUUGGCUAUGCCUUAAUACAAAGUAUGGAUACCAUUUUUUAAAAAGAGGGGAAAGUGUCAUAUUUAUCUCACUUUUAGAUUAGCGCCAAGACACGAGACACUUUUGGGCAAUCGCUGAAAUAUUUUGAAACUCCCAGUGAUUUUUUAUUAAUUCAAUAAAAAUCGAUUCUUUUUUUUUUCA